AUGGAUCCAGGACGAGCGGCCAUGAUCGCCGGCAUCAAGUCCCCAACCCGCGGGUCCUCGACUGGGCGGGAUAUCACCGCCCCGAGGCGUGACCCGGGCAAACGAAUCACAAAACCAUCCAAGCCGCCGCAACGAGCUCCGCCGAAGAGCAGCAACAGAGACCAGCAGUCGAAUCCGCGCAACUUCAAGACCCAGGACGAGCAGUCUGAAGAGUUCGUCGCCGGCGAAGACAAAUUUGUCCUGCGGCAGUCCAAGAAGAAGGCCGACAUCCGAGUCCGUGAACGCCGCGCCAAGCCGAUCGACUUUCUCGCCUUCAACCUCCGUUGGGUCGAUGAAGACCGCGAUACCCUUGACGACGACGAAAAAGAUGCUUUGAUUACUGUGCCGUCGCCCGCAAAGGUGAUCGAGGGGCUCAGCGAAGCUCAGUUGACCGAGCUGGAGCCAGAGGUCACAUCCUACCGAACCCUCGAGACCAGCGCCCGCAACCUCGAAUACUGGAACGCUAUCCUGGUGCUCUGCGACGACCGUCGCCACCAGCUGGCGCCCCAGGGCCCCGAGGGCCGCACUGUGGGUUCGGUGUCGGCUGACGUUGACAAGAUCCUCGCCCCCAAGACGUACGAACAGCUCGAGGCAUUAGAGAAGCAGAUCCGAGCGAAGCUUGAUUCCAACGACCCAUCUGUCGACACAGACUAUUGGGGUGGCCUGUUGAAGAGCUUGCUUGUGUACAAGGCGAAAGCUCAACUGAAGAAGGUCACAGAGUCCAUCCGCGAGGCCCGAGCUGAGAAGCUAAAGGCAAUGGACAUUGAGAAGCUGGUGGCGGCAGGGUCAAAAGCCCUGGUUACAGGUGGAAAGAGAACAUGGAGCUCUGCUGCCCAGGGCUCGAGUGCCAAUUUGGGCGCGUCCAAAGGUGCACCAGGUUCAAGCCGUGGCGCCCUCCCUCCCGGUACAGCUCGGUUUGCCCAAAGUACAAACGACGAAGACUUCUCCCAGGCGACCAGGGCUCUAUACGAGAGAGAACUUGCCCGCGGUGUAGGGGAGGACGAGGAGAUUCUGACGGCCGAGGAGGCGCCGGCGACAGGUCCCAGGCCGCCAUGGGCAGACCAGUAUCGUCCGCGGAAGCCCCGCUACUUCAACCGGGUGCAGAUGGGUUACGAGUGGAACAAGUACAACCAGACGCACUAUGACUACGACAACCCGCCGCCCAAGGUGGUGCACGGCUACCGUUUCAACAUCUUUUACCCGGAUCUCAUUGACAAGACCAAGGCCCCAACCUUCAAGAUCAUCCGGGAAGGCGGUCGGAGGCGAGGAGAGUCAUUUGCCCCGGCUGGCCAGGAGGAUACAUGUCUGAUCCGGUUCAUUGCGGGGCCUCCGUACGAGGAUAUUGCGUUUCGGAUCGUUGACAAGGAAUGGGAUUUCAGUGCCAAAAGGGAACGUGGCUACAAAAGUAGUUUUGACAAGGGUAUUUUGCAACUCCAUUUCAGGUUCAAAAAGAUCUACUAUAGGAAAUGA
Messenger RNA from Pyricularia pennisetigena, 1509 nucleotides. RefSeq lists its product as uncharacterized. The transcript is spliced from 3 exons. Gene Ontology annotation, biological process: mRNA cis splicing, via spliceosome. Bases 1 to 1509 code for a protein of 502 amino acids. NCBI's taxonomy places the organism in Eukaryota, Fungi, Ascomycota, Sordariomycetes, Magnaporthales, Pyriculariaceae. Gene Ontology annotation, cellular component: spliceosomal complex; cytoplasm. Gene Ontology annotation, molecular function: protein binding. The record is from RefSeq and is a predicted model, not a curated record.